Messenger RNA from Microstroma glucosiphilum, 1611 nucleotides. Its product is annotated as ClpP/crotonase. The annotation marks the transcript as partial. Gene Ontology annotation, cellular component: mitochondrion. The record is from RefSeq and is a predicted model, not a curated record. Gene Ontology annotation, biological process: L-valine catabolic process. Gene Ontology annotation, molecular function: 3-hydroxyisobutyryl-CoA hydrolase activity. The transcript is spliced from 2 exons. Lineage: Eukaryota; Fungi; Basidiomycota; Exobasidiomycetes; Microstromatales; Microstromataceae.
CCCACUCCUCACUCGGGCGGUGGAGCAGCAGGAUCAGAUCCAAAGGUCUUGACUGCCACUCGCGGGUCCAUGUACGAAAUCAUCCUCAACCGCCCCAAAGCCAUCAAUGCUCUUGACUCGGAGAUGGUGGCUGGCAUUCGGGGUGCAGUAGACCAGGCGGGCAGGGACAAGCGUCGCUCCCUCAUUCUCCUCCGCCCAGGGGAAGAUGCUAGAGGCCUGUGCAGUGGUGGCGAUGUCCUCAAGGUCGUCAAUUUCGCAAAUGGCAAGAGCGAUGAGGACAAGGCUGCCGCCCUCGCCUUCUUCAAAGAAGAAUUCAGCCUGGACUGGGUUCUGGCCAAGAUCGGCGAAGAGGUCAGCUCGGGUGAAAGUCGAAGUGCGAGACCCAUCGUUGCAGUCAUGGACGGUAUCACAAUGGGUGGUGGCGUAGGCCUUUCGGUUCACGUUCCCUUCAGGAUCGCAACAGAACGGACAAUGUUCGCCAUGCCCGAGACUGGCAUUGGCUACUUUCCAGAUGUCGGUGUCACGCGCGUACUGUCCAGGCUCGACGGUAGGGUGGGCAGCUACCUCGGAACAACAGGAGACAGAAUAUCUGGACAGGAGGCCUACGCGCUGGGUCUCGCUACCCACUUCCUCCCAUCUUCGUCGCUGCAGCGCCUCUACGAUGCACUGGGCUCCCUGUCUCCCGAGGCUACAGCCGAGCAAGUGGCAUCUGUCCUCGACGACUUCUCCGUCGAUCCCUUUGAUGCUGCGACUGCCAGCUCUGGAAAGAGCCCGCUCGACAAUUCUGCUCUGGUGGGCAAUACGAGGAUCAUGCUGGAUUAUGUGUUCAGCCACCCCUCCAUGGAAGAUGUCUUUAAGUCCCUCGAAGAUCUAUCGAAAGCUUCGUCAGUCGAAGAGGUCAACUCGAGCGCCACUGGAAGAGCUCUAGCAAAGCAGCUCAAGGCAUCUAGCCUAGAUGAGUCCCUCGCCGGCGAUGAAGUGCGCUCAUGGGCAGCCCGUACCUUGGCUACGCUCAAGUCCAAGUCUCCUCGCAGUCUCAAGGUGACCCACCAGCUGAUCAGCUACGAAGCCAAGCACUACUCUGUCGACGACUCCUUCCGAAACGACAUGCGACUUGCAACCGUCUUUUGCGACCUCUCCGUCGGGAGAGACUUCUACGAAGGAGUUCACCACAUCCUCACCAAGGAUCCAGCGACGAACAAGCGCAGGGAAGGACGUGCGCCAUGGAAGCCGUCUAACCUCGAAGGUGUAGACAACGAUCUUGCUCGCGACCUCUUCUUUGGUUCUCUAGAAGAUGCCGCUUCCAAAGGUGGACUCAAGCUGACCCCACCAGAGCUAGACGUGAUCCCCACUCGUAAAGCACAAGAUCGAUCUGCAAGGCAGAGCGAGGAGGAGGCCAAGCGCGGGCUCGGCCCUCUCGGCUGGCAAGCCCACUUCAAUGUCUUCCACCCUUUACCCUCAGAGGCAGAGCUGGAAGCUCUCCUCCAUGGUUCUCACCCAGUCAGUGGUAAAGUGGUUAGAGAGGUGGCGGAUAUGAUUAGGGCUACGAGGAGGAGAAGAGGGUUGAGUUGUUUUGGUGUGGAGUGGAAGGUGAGGGAGUGGAGGAGGAGG